UGAUGGGAGUUGUAGAGGCACAGAGGAACGCUCAUGCAGCUUCUUCGAGGCUCUCUACCUCUAACCCAAGAUGUUUAGUUUCUCCUUUCCUCUUUUUUAGGAAAUCUUAGCCGCAGGGUCUGGAACAGGACAUGGUGAUCUAAUACUUUCAUAUCUUGACUCCUCAGUGGAAUGUUGAAGGGAGCUGGUCAGCAAGUAAAAGUAUCAGGUGUAAAAUAUUGAUGGAGCGACAGGUGUGAUCCUCAACUCUCUGCAGGUUUUUGGCCUUCUGUUCGAUGUAUCACACAGUGAGGGGCUGCCAGCACCCCUACCACAGGCCGAAACACGGACCUAAGUACUGAUUCACCAAGCCCCACUCCUCCCGGAGGAGGAAGUGGAGGGGGUGGUGGUGAUCGGGCAGAGGGGGGUCUAAAAGGCCAGCAAAUUGUCCAGGAACUGUGGUUCAUUGCUGUGAUGGCAGGCAUCGCCCUACUGCUGCUCGCCUUUGUGUUAGGAGUCAUGCUUCAUAAGGCCCUGAACAAACCCCCACUCAACAGGGAGAGACCUCCACUGGUGGCCCUCCCCAUGCAGAAGAGAAGCCCCAUGGCUGUCUACCCACCCAGCAAUUCGGUUUUGUUUGACACAGUGCCUGACACAACAAGCUUCUCUAACAGUGUGACCCUCAAAGGCUUCACCUUGAAGAUGGAGGAAGUACUGGCAGCUAAAUGUGAACCUGCUGAUGAAACCCCUCAACAGGACGAAGUGGGCAUCCUCAGUGUGAAUUCCCUGAGACGCAGCGUCAGCCAGGUGAUGGAUGGGAAGUCGCUGGCAGAAGAUGAUGAAGUAUGGGACCCAAAUGUUUCAGGCCAUGACAGUGGGAUGUUCAUGGACGAUGAGGAAUUUGUUGACACUAUCAAAGGCUUCAGCACCGUCAGAAAGGAGCACACCAUGUUCACCGACACCAACCUGUGACCCGACAGCAACUUUUCAUCCUGACAGGACACUGGCCCUGGAUGUUAAACAUCCUGAACAACGACAGCGAGGCCACACGCUCAUGUCGACCUGAUCAGCUGCAGCUGAGCAAGAGUUGUCAGAAGCAGCAGCUGAGAAGAAAAAUAAAGGAAUAAGAGCCCAGCGUGAUCCAUGAAUAACUGUGAUGACUGUCAGAGGAAAAAGUGAAGCUCUUUUUAUUUGAACAAUGCUAGAUGGGAUCAGUCUUUCUGACAUGAAGAAGGAAGCAGCUGCUUUUGCAAGGAACAUUUUUUUUCUCUUUCUCUCUAAAAAGGAAAUGUCUAAAAGACCACAGUUGGACUAAAACCAGCACACACUGAAGACAAAAGAAACCAAAGAUACAAAGUAAUAUAUUAACCCUUUUAUUUCCUAUAUUUUCCAUUUAUUAAUUUAUUUCUGUGUCGGUUUUACAAACAUUUUUAACCUUUCACCUCUGGAAAGUUUUUUAUGCUCUUUCCUAAUGAGAGCCAAAAACCUUGAACUUGCUCUUGUCUGGUGAACAUAUGAACACUUUAAUCAGCAGCUUGCAAGUGCCAUCAAAAUAAUCAGAGGUAGCCUCUUCAGUUUGCAGUGUAUUUUAAGAUUUUUUAUUAAACUUAGUACAAAAAGUACAAAAAUUUGCAUUUGGUUAAUUAUUUCUUCUCUUUUAUACCAGUUGGAGUUCUUUAUGUGUCAAUGGAAAAUCCCAUUAGUC
This is a messenger RNA of Melanotaenia boesemani (Boeseman's rainbowfish), 1684 nucleotides long. RefSeq names its product usherin. The record is from RefSeq and is a predicted model, not a curated record. Bases 454 to 951 code for a protein of 165 amino acids. NCBI's taxonomy places the organism in Eukaryota, Metazoa, Chordata, Actinopteri, Atheriniformes, Melanotaeniidae. The transcript is spliced from 6 exons.